Molecule: messenger RNA, 3469 nt
Organism: Fomitopsis serialis
Lineage: Eukaryota; Fungi; Basidiomycota; Agaricomycetes; Polyporales; Fomitopsidaceae
Exons: 5
Coding region: 51-3326 (1091 amino acids)
Source: RefSeq, a predicted model, not a curated record
ACGACACCAGCCGUGACCAAGAUCAUCUAUCCAGGCUCGGUGUGACAGCGAUGUCAAACCAGCAAUUCUUGGGUGGUCUGCGUGUCAUGGAUAAACGAGGUGGAUUUACAGAUCGCUCCGACGAGUGGCACGAGACAGUCUGCCGAUACCUGAAUAUCAACAUCCCAAGGCCGUACGGACGGUUUAAUUGGGACAUACUAGACCUUUGUAUCCUUCCUUUGGCAGACGGGACUUGGGGACGUGCCGCAUCGGCAUCCGAAUGCUGCUUCCCCACUGAACUCGACCUCUCACAUCUUGUCGGUCUCAAAUUCAUCAGUCCCAAGGUCAGGCCAGGUACAUUGAGGUAUGCGUUCCUCGAGGCACUGGGAGUCCGCCCAGCAAACGCGGUUGUCGUGGCCAAUCACAUACUCCAGUCGAACAAGAUGUACGCUUUAUCGGACAUGGUCCGAUUCGCACACUUCUUCUAUAGCCACCAAGACGAUCGUGGCUUUCCCAGUCCGUCAGGUCUCGCUGUCAUGGAUGCAAACGAGAACAAGACCACGGGCAAUGAGCUAUACCUUGAUGCGACGAUGGCGGAUGGAGGUAGUCUGCGCUCAAUCCUCCCCAACGCCCGGUUUAUUCACGCUGCUUAUGCUCCGCCGUCGGUAUACCAGGCAUCAAGCUGGCGGAAAUGGCUCCGGGAACACCUCGGUGUUCAUAUUCGCCCGCGUGUCAUAUAUGGCAAGCUGUCACCGGAGUUUCGGAUGAUGACACAGACGCUUUCCGAGUUGGAGACCCCUCGCAGGCUCCUUGGUGUGUUGCAGGAGUACUGGCCUUUUAUCUCGCAGGAGCUUUCUCGAGAUGGCUUGGGCGAGCUGUCCGCAACGGCUGUGACCUGUGUGGAUGGCGUGCGGCGCAAGCUGGCUGAGACAGCCCUCCACAGGCGCGCUCUCCGAAUGGCACAGAUCCCCCCUCAGAGUCUUCACUUCAUCGACGUUUCGAACCCAGAUGAUCCCAGAUGGGACUUCCUGCAGACACUCGGUGUCAUGGUGGAACCUAACGCUAUUGCCUGGUUGGAAGUCCUCAAGCGAUUGCAGGCGACAGAACUGCUACCGGCAGCAAUGAUUAGCGCAGUCGAGGAAGCAUACAAGCAGCUCAAUGCCAGGUUUAACGAGGCCUCCGAUGAGAUACGUCAAACCUUCCGCGAUCACCCUCUUCUCCUUCUCAUAUCGGGUGACAGAGACAACAUGUCUGUGACUUGGACGGGCAUGAGCAGCGCGUAUUGGGAGGGGCCAUCCUACCUCAGUGACGUCCUGAUCAAACACUCGUAUCCAUAUUUGCGAGAUUUCUUCGUCGACAAGCUGGGACUGCCCACCGGCGCCCCUCCGCGUGCCGUCAUUGACCGACUCUUGCAGAUCACGCAAACCUACGUGGACAUGGAGCUGCAGAAGAGUGUCCAUGACGUCGUCGAGCGCAUCCUCUUGGACGUAGCGGAGUGGUGUGCCAAGCCACCACGCAAUAUGCAGGUUACCUCCGAGCUGAAGAGACUUCAAAACAAAGCCAUAUUCCCUGUUCUCACGACGGAAGGCACGAUCAUGCUUCGAAGCGUGGAUCGGUUCUAUGUCCGUCGAAGCAGCCUCGCACAACUGGAGAAACUGGAAGGUCGGAUACCUCUGUUGGUCACUACACCUCGCCUACGCAUCCCCGAUAUCGAACCGCUACUGGACAGCGAGAUAUGGUCAACUCCGGUCAAGUAUUUGGAGCCGCCGGUCAUUGAGAUCCAGCACAAACCCGAGGGCGAUCUGGAACUAAGCAUGGCUCUCAGAGAGCGAUACACCGAGCCAUUCCGGUUGCAAUGCAUUCGAAGCACCAUAUGCCAUACACUGGGCUCUCGAGCUCGCCAACGAGAUUCCAAGGAACUGAUCUUCGCGGGCAAGCUGUCUUCCAUGACGAUAGGUACUGUCGGCGCAAUUGUUGAAACUAUAUCAUUACCCGCCGAAGACGUCUCGCAUGUGACUCAAUUGGCGUCGCAUCUGGAAGAAACAGACGAAGGUCUCAGGAUCCUCGUAGCAAGGACAACUAUCGAAGACGCAGACGAGAAAAUCAUUGGCCAGCUCAGUCAACGCCUCGGUAUUGAUCUAUGCAGGAUGUUCAUGUACAUGAAGUCCCCUCGCAAGGACGUCCUCCGCAUCCUGAAGCUCGAGGGGAUCGACAUCACCUCUGCGGACUAUGUCGAGGACAAUGACUCGUUUCCCUGGGACCAAUAUCAAGAAUGGCAAUCGACUCCGAGCAGCGCUCCAAGCGCAAGCAUUGCUCGCAGUCGGGCAUCUGACUUGUCGCGGGGUGGUACGCGCCUGGAGAACUCUUUCACCAGUCAACUUACGGUGUCCGAGCGACGCUCUCGUUCCGAUGCAACAGAAACGCAAGAGCGCCAAUCUUUGGCCGGCCAGGUACACGACGCAAUGCGCAAUCUCGAGGAAUGCCUCGGCUCCAUCUCACUUGACACAGGCGCUGUGUAUGCGACCGACUCACUGGAGAACUCCCCGUUGGAGAUCGACCUCUCCUCCCUGGUCACUUCGCUUUCGAAGCCCAGGUCAAGCGCGCUGGUGACAGCUGCCGCGGGGAGCACGCAGACUCGCAGAGACACAUCAGGACUGUCGGCGAUAACUUCGACACCGAGUGAUUGGGCCUUAGAGACAGCCUCGGCAGAUGCACCAGAUGGUACACUCAGCGGCUCUCGGGCUCUCAACACGGGGACGACGUCGACAAUCGCUAGCAUUUUUACUUCUCUCGCUACAUCAGUGGCAGCCAUCGACGAUGUGAGCGAUUAUCAGAUAGUCAACGGAAUCCUAGGCGAGCGUUAUGCUUACGCGGUCUUGAGCAAGCUGUUAGGGCCAAGCUUUGGGCCAGACAACUGGACAAGUGAGCUGCGUGGUCAGGUACCGGGCUUCACGUACUAUGAAGGCAACCCCCUUGCCGACUUCCGCUGUCCAGACGACAACGGCGUCCUGACCGGGCGUUGGUACGGAGAAGAAGUGAAGAAGCGCUGGGAGCCCGAAUGGCCGACGUACCACGUCGAAGUCAAGUCGACGUCCAGGUCCCGCGAGGAGCCAUUUCACAUGAAGCGUGCGCAGCUCCGCACGGCUUUACAAUUGACGGCCCAGUCAGAGAGCUUGGAGUCGCCUCCAAAGCAUGUCUAUAUCCUUAUGCGUGUGUCAGGCAUACGCAGCGGCAGGCCUACGCACAUGGUCUUCAUAGAUCCGCACCGUUGGAUCUACAAAGGAGCAUUGGUCAUCGAGAGCGACAUCGAGGUCUCUGUGGAUGUGAACGCGCUGCCUACCACUUAGAGUGACAUUGCACUCCGUGUAUCCGGCUUGGGCGACAGACGUGAGCAUAUGAUGGUACUGUGUCGGGAUUUCUUCCAUAACACAAAUGAUGCGAUUGUACUUGUACUUGUAUACACUGAAUAUAUCAGGAUCGAAAACACUAU